Chroicocephalus ridibundus (black-headed gull) is the source of this 5330-nucleotide messenger RNA. It is a transcript of the gene THRAP3, whose product is annotated as thyroid hormone receptor associated protein 3. Gene Ontology annotation, molecular function: DNA binding; transcription coregulator activity. The transcript has 12 exons. Gene Ontology annotation, cellular component: mediator complex. Bases 1139 to 4042 code for a protein of 967 amino acids. Gene Ontology annotation, biological process: positive regulation of transcription by RNA polymerase II. NCBI's taxonomy places the organism in Eukaryota, Metazoa, Chordata, Aves, Charadriiformes, Laridae. The record is from RefSeq and is a predicted model, not a curated record.
UGUUCUGGAAUACGAAACUUCUGGACUAUGAUUUCUGCUUCAGCAGAGAACGUUGAACACGUUUCCUACUUUCCUUUCCAUAUCUGGAAGAAAGGUUAGCUGUUCUUGCUUGUUGUGUGUUGUCUUGGUUCAUUUUUUUUGUAGUGGUGCUCUAAAUAUGAAAAGAGUAUUCUACAAAAGAUAAUUCAGCCAGCUUUUUAUCUGGAUGACACCUGUGUGCAGUGGAUUCUACCAAAAGUUUGUGGUAAUGUUAAUGUUUGGGGAAUAGGUGAAAAAAAACAAAUAAAACCUAAGUGUUUUAUCACAAAGCAAGAAAAAAUAGUUAUGGCAAUUUUUUUUUUUGGUGGUAGCCACUGUGAAAGGCUGAAUUAAAAGACAAGAUUUUUCCCUUUCAUGGAUGUUUACACAGACAGACAUGAUGACAGUAAAAAUAAUUACCAAAAAACAGUCUUAUGUUGUAGUGUUCUUUAUUUGGCUUUUUUCAAAGAUUGGUAAGCAUGAUUUAGAAAACACUAAACCUUGCAAUGCAACCUUCCCUUUUGGGUGAGAGAAGGACUUAAUUGCUGUUUAAGAGAAAGUAAAAUCUUCAAGUAGCCUUGAAACCUUUUUUCAAUGAAGUAAACAGAAGAAAUGAAUAGCUUUAAACAAGUUUAUUUUAUGGUUGAACAUAGAGUAAAUGCUAUUCCUGCUGUCAGAUCAGGGGUUUAAUAACAUGGAGUAAUUUAUGAGGUUGUGUUUACUGUUGUUUUCUUUUUUAAAACUUACACCCCUCUAGCAGUGCAUGGAAGGAUACUGAAAUGUAAUUAUAGACCUGUCAAAACAGCUCACAGUGGACUGGUGGCACCCUUUGAAGACGGCGAUAUACUGAUGGAUGAAUUUGUCAGGAAAACAAUUGUUUCUCUUGGCUUGUGGAUUCUCUUUAACAAUAUGGGAAAAUACUUAGUCCUGAAUCCAGUAAGACCAUACAAAUGAGCUGAGAGAAAUUACUUCAAUACGUCUGUACCAGUGUAAUGACAGCGAUUAGUAUGUUUGCAUCCUGAUCUCAUAAUUGACAAAGCUGAGACGGUGAAACCUGACUGUUGAAGGGUGCAGGGUGUGAACCUGCUCAAGCAGGUACAACUGACAGGUGCUUGCAAAGAUGUCUAAAACUAACAAAUCAAAAUCUGGAUCCCGUUCUUCCCGUUCGAGGUCUGGAUCAAGAUCACGCUCGCGUUCCUUCUCCAAAUCUCGCUCCCGUUCUCGUUCUGUCUCACGGUCAAGAAAACGCAGACUUAGUUCUAGGUCCCGUUCAAGAUCGUAUUCUCCGUCUCAUAACAGAGAAAGGAACCAUCCAAGAGUCUAUCAGAACCGGGAUUUCAGAGGUCAUAAUAGAGGAUACAGGAGACCGUAUUAUUUUCGUGGCCGAAAUAGAGGGUUUUAUCCAUGGGGCCAGUAUAACCGAGGAGGAUAUGGGAAUUACAGGUCAAACUGGCAAAAUUAUCGCCAAGCAUAUAGCCCUCGUAGAGGGAGGUCACGCUCUCGUUCUCCCAAGAGAAGAUCUCCUUCACCAAGGUCCAGAAGUCAUUCUAGAAAUUCUGAUAAGUCAUCUUCUGAUCGGUCAAGGAGGUCUUCCUCUUCCCGGUCUUCCUCAAAUCAUAGCCGGGUUGAGUCUUCCAAGCGUAAAUCUGGAAAGGAGAAAAAGUCGUCUUCCAAGGAUGCCCGGGCAUCUCAGGCUGCAGGAGAGAAUCAAGGUGAUGAGUCUAAGGAGCAGCCUUUUUCAGGAGCAGUGGCUCAAGAUGCCAAGGCAUCUGAGGGAUCAAAACCAUGGCAAGAUAUGACCACCUAUGGUACAAGUUCAGCGUCGAGAGCUUCUGUGUCUGAACUUAGCCCAAGGGAGCGCAGUCCUGCAUUAAAAAGCCCUCUCCAGUCGGUAGUGGUGAGGCGUCGUUCUCCUCGGCCAAGUCCAUUGCAAAAGUCGAGCCCUCCCCUGUCCAGCCCGUCGCAGAUGAGCUCUGCGUUACAAAGCAGCAGCGCCUCCUUUCAGGCAGGCUCUCAUCAGAGUCCGUUUGACCAUGGCUCGGCAGGUUUGAGCCCGACAAGGAAGAGCCCUGUGUGCAAAAGUCCAACACCAAUCGGUUCAAUGUACAGUACAUCUCAGAAGGAGGAAACCACAGCUCCUGGAGGAGGAGCCUUCUCAAAAAGGUAUCUGGAAGAGCAGAAGACUGAGAAUGGGAAAGACAAAGAACAGAAAGUAACAAAUGUUGAAAAAGAAAAAAGUAAAGAAAAAGGGAAUUUCUCUGAGUUGGGAUCAACAGAUGGAAAGGGAAAAUCUGACACCUAUGUGUCCAAAGCUGACUCCGAGAAGGGAUACCGUGGCAGCCAGUCGCCCAAGCGCUACAAGUUCCGGGAUGACUUUGACAAGCUGAAGGUCCCGGAAUUCCACAAGGAGAGUCAUUAUGGCAAAGAGGAAACAGAUGAGCAGGAAAAGAAAGAUAAGGCAAAGGGCCGAAAAGAUUCGGAAUUCGAUGACGAGCCCAAAUUUAUGUCUAAGGUCGUAGCAACUUCAAGUAAAAGUCAAGAAGAAGAUAGGUCAGGAAAAUGGGAAGGCGUGGUGUUCUUGCCCCCUGGAAAAGAGAAACAAAGGAAACCUGACGAAAUGGAGGAGGAAAGCUAUUCUGACAGAUCAAAAAAAGAAGAGAGACCAGCAUCCAAGAGAGCUGAACCAGGUCACAGGGGCUUUGUUCCUGAAAAGAAUUUCAGAGUGACCACUUACAAAUCAAGCCAGGAAAAAAGUUCUUCCCCUCCUCCAAGGAAGACUUCUGAAGUAAAGGAGAAACCAGGCACCAAAGGAGAGGGGCUAACUCCUGGCAAAUCCUCCUUUUCCAUUACUCGUGAAGCCCAGGUCAAUAUUCGAAUGGAUUCCUUUGAUGAAGAUCUUGCACGUCCGAGUGGCAUAUUGGCUCAGGAACGCAAGCUGUGUCGUGACCUUGUGCACAGCAACAAAAAAGAGCAAGAAUUUCGUUCGAUUUUCCAUCAUAUUCAAUCUGCUCAGUCUCAGCGAAGUCCUUCUGAACUGUUUGCUCAACAUAUAGUGACUAUAGUGCAUCAUGUAAGAGAGCAUCACUUUGGGUCUUCAGCAAUGACACUGAAUGAACGCUUUACCAAAUAUCUAAAGAAAGGAAUGGAACAAGAUGCCGCUAAAAACAAGAAGAGCCCUGAAAUCCACAGGAGGAUAGAUAUAUCUCCUAGUACUUUUAGAAAACAUGGAUUCUCUCAAGAGGAAACGAAAAGUUCCAGAGAUCCUGGCUUCAAGGCUGAAGGGAAAUAUAAGGACGACCCUGUCGACCUGCGCCUUGAUAUUGAACGCCGUAAAAAACAUAAGGAAAGAGAUCUUAAACGUGAUAAAUCCAGAGAAUCGGUGGACUCAAGAGAUUCAAGUCACUCAAGGGAAAGAUCAACUGAGAAAACAGAGAAAAGUCACAAAGGCUCAAAGAAAAAGAAACACCGAAGGGUACGUGAGAGAUCCAGAUCCAGUUCGUCAUCGUCACGGUCCUCUCAUUCGGUCAAAGCGGAGGAGUAUCCUGAGGAGACUGAGGAGAGGGAGGAAAGCACCACGGGCUUUGACAAGUCCCGCCUUGGGACUAAAGAAUUCAGUGGUCCAAAUGAGAGAGGAAGAGCUAGAGGGACCUUUCAGUUCAGAGCAAGAGGCAGAGGAUGGGGCAGAGGCAACUUUUCAGGCAACAAUAACAGCAACAGCGGCGGCAACAACGACUUCCAGAAACGAACCAGAGAUGAGGAGUGGGAUCCAGAAUACACACCCAAGAGCAAGAAAUACUACUUGCACGAUGACCGGGAGGGAGAAGGUGCGGACAAGUGGGUGAACAGAGGCCGUGGUCGGGGUGCUUUCCCCCGAGGAAGAGGUCGCUUCAUGUUCCGCAAGUCAAGCACCAGCCCUAAAUGGGCUCAUGACAAAUUCAGUGGAGAAGAAGGAGAAAUCGAAGAUGACGAAAGCGGAACAGAAAACAGAGAGGAAAAGGACACCUUACAGACGACGGCUGAGUAGCAGCAGCGUCCGUGUGUCUCCGACAGCCCUGGCGGGAGGGAAGGGGUGCUGGGGGCUGUCAGGGCGAUGGUGAUGAGCAGGGCCCCGGAGCGGAGCUCUGAAACCAUCCGAAGUUAACUGCAUUUCCAGAGUUCAGCCUCCCUAGCGUGGACUAGAACUGAGAAACCAUUGAUGCUUGGAUCCACUUGGAGUCUAUCUUCCCAAAGACUUACCUUCUGGACUGAAUAAGGUCAAGUGCUGGGUGAGAUCCUGGAUUUUCUUGUCUGUGACCUUAUUGAACGGUCGGUUAUUUUUUUGGUAACGGGCUUUGAAGACAAUGUGGAUUUUGGUUUGUGCCCAUCUUAACCCAGUAGUCUUGACAUUUUUGUUUUCUCUUUUAUAAUUUGAAAUAGUAAAGGUCGGGAUUAACUCGCCAGUUCAAAUUUUUCUCCCCUAUUGUGUAUUCAAUUUUUUAAAUUCAUACUCUACUUAUUUUAGGCCUUUACGUAUGUAGUAACAUCAAUUCAAUGAUAAUUUUGGAAACUAUUUUUGGUUCUUAUAAAUAAGAAAACAAUGAAGCAUGUGAAUAAACAUCUAAAUGUUAACUUGUUGGGACCAAACUGCUAUGAUUUUUUUUAAAAAACUUUUUUUUUUUUUAUGUAACAGUUGAGUUUAGGGCCUUUUAAAAACAAUUGUUUUCCUUUUAUGUUGAAAGUUAACAAAAUUAGCAUGGUUUAAAAAAAAAAUAAAAUAAAAUUACACCCUACUUUUCACCACUGUUUGUGUACAGUGUUAGGCCUGGUGUGUGCUGGAGCCCCAAACUGCUUGUAGGCAUUUUGUGUAUCCUCUUUGCAGCUGGUUGUGAACCUGAGUGCUCUUUCCAAGGUAACAUAGUUUUCUAAGAAACUUCAGAAUUCUACUAGGUUAAAAAUAUAAAAGGAGAUGAGAAUUUUUCAAUAUUUUUUAUUAAUCUUUUUAUAAAAACGAAAGGCAAAUCCCUCCUGUGCUGGCUGAGGACGGCUGUUGCGACGUAUUUCUUUUUAUCUUCUACUUAAAAACAUUCUGAAGGAGUUUGCAGGCAGUUCUCUGGUUGAGUCCGUGAGCGGCCGGAGCAGGAGAGGCAUGUCCACGUACCGCCGCUGAGUGUGCACGUGCUGCAAAGACACCGCGCUCCCUCUCCUCUGCCUUCCCCCCCCCAGGAUUGCUGUGCUGUUCCCCCCCCACCCACCAAUAGAGUUUGGUUUGUUUUGACUUGAACAGUUCCUGUUUAGCAAAGCCCUGAAGUUUGUUUAUGCAAAUAAAAUACAAU